This is a messenger RNA of Camelina sativa (false flax), 2604 nucleotides long. RefSeq names its product transcription initiation factor TFIID subunit 4b. Gene Ontology annotation, cellular component: transcription factor TFIID complex. NCBI's taxonomy places the organism in Eukaryota, Viridiplantae, Streptophyta, Magnoliopsida, Brassicales, Brassicaceae. Gene Ontology annotation, biological process: transcription initiation at RNA polymerase II promoter. Gene Ontology annotation, molecular function: RNA polymerase II general transcription initiation factor activity; protein heterodimerization activity; DNA binding. The record is from RefSeq and is a predicted model, not a curated record.
CUUUUUUUUUUUUUUUUUUUUUUUCAAUGGAUCCUUCAAUUUUCAAGCUCCUUGAAGAAGACGAGGAUGAGUCGAUGCAUUCGGGAGCUGAUGUAGAUGCUUUCCAAGCUGCUCUGAAUCGAGAUAUUGAAGGUUCUAUGACAACUUCAAUGCCACUCGGGACGAAUCCUGGAAACAACCAUCCUCCCAGCCAGCAGUUUGCGCCAUGGAAGAAUGGUAUUGGAGAUGCUAAUAUCAAUGUCCAGACGCAGCACAGCCUUGAAAGUACUCAGAUGAAGGAGCAACAAGGAUCGACUUUAGAAAAUCAACAUCAACAUGAUUUGAAACGAGCCAAUGAAUCUCAUUUACAACACAACCAGCCUCAAGACCUUCAUCGAGCAGGUCAACUGUGGGAGAAUCCAUCGCAGGUACCCCAAACAAUUGGGUUGCCGAUUUCUGAAAAGAAUCCUACUGGUAAUGAACCAGAUAGAUCACAUAAUGUUCAAGAGAGUGAAUCUCAGUAUGUGAAACUGCAAAAGAUGAGUAGUCAACAGGCUCGGGGAGUGGAACCGUCUGCUAACCCUAUGAACCGCAACCCUAAGCAAGUACCAUUUGCUGCUUUGCUUCCUACCUUAAUGGCUCAACUCGAUAAAGAUAGAGCACUGCAGCUCCGUACCUUAUAUGCUAGACUUAAGAAAAAUGAAAUCCCCAAAGAGGGGUUCACAAGACAUAUGAAGGAUAUUGUAGGCGAUCAGAUGCUCAGGUUGGCAGUUAGUAAACUGCAGCAGAUGAACUAUAACCAAGGAAAAAUUGGGAUUCAAGCUCCUUCUACUGAAAUCAAUAAUCAAAAAUCGCAGUCUGAUCCUCGGGCAGUCCACCUUAACCAACUACCUUCCUCAACUUCAGGCACCUUAGGCAGUUCAGCUACGGUGCAGGGACUUACCAAACAUCCGCAGCACCAGAUGCAGCAUCCACCAAGUUCUUUUCCUAUGUAUACUACCUCUGGUAGUUAUCACACAUAUCCCGGUCCAAACACCAAUGCUUCUGGUUCCGCGUUGAGACCGCACCUUCAUGAUUCCCAUAUGAGACAUGGGGCACAUAACCCGACUGUGGGAUCAACUGGUCUUGGAGGACCCCCCCAAUCUACCACAAACAUGAUGACUAUGCCCAAAUUUGAGAGGCCAAGUUCUGUAAAUGACCCGAAUAGGGUUCAAGGUGGCGUUACAUCACACUUCCAGAACAGCUCAUCAUUACCUCUAAAUUCUGCACCUGGUCAAGGAUCAUUAGUGUCCCUUGUUAAGCAAGAAUCAGUUGAUCAAAGUUUUGAAAAGAAUAAUGCAACCUCAGUAACUUCGAAUGAGGACUUAGAGAAGGAUUCCUCUAGAAUGGGUUUAUCAACACCUAACAACAUGGCGCCUGCAAGCUCUGUAUCUCCUUCCAUGACAACUCAACUAGACGCUAGUACAACAAUGAAUUCUCGUGGCCCAUUAGGAACCUCUCAAGGAGGAAUUAAUGCUAGGAUGCCACCCAAAAAGCCUUCUGUUGGUCAGAAAAAACCUCUGGAGACAUUAGGUUCUUCACCUCCACCACCAAGUAAGAAGCAAAAAGUAGCAGGGAAUUCUAUGGAUCAAAGUAUUGAACAGCUCAAUGAUGUCACUGCAGUCAGUGGUGUUAAUCUCAGGGAAGAGGAAGAACAAUUAUUCUCUGGGGCCAAGGAGGAUGCUCGUGUUUCCGAAGCAUCUCGGAGAGUUGUGCACGAAGAAGAAGAAAGAUUAAUCUUGCAUAAAAAUCCGCUGCAAAGAAAACUGGCGGAAAUUAUGGCGAAAGCGGGUAUAAAGCAGAUAAGCAAUGAUGUCGAAAGGUGCUUGUCUUUGUGUGUGGAGGAAAGGAUGCGAGGAUUAUUAUCCCAUAUAAUUCGGUUGUCAAAGCAGCGGGUUGAUGCUGAGAAAUCUAGACACCGGACUUUUAUCACAUCAGAUAUUCGCCUACAAAUUAAUGAAAUGAACCAGAAGGUGAAGGAAGAAUGGGAGAAGAAGCAGGCUGAAGCUGAAAAGCUUAAGAAACCGAGUGAGAGUGAAGAAGGUGAUGGUGGAGUUGACAGUGAGAAGGAGAAAGAAGAUAACCGUUCAAAGGGUGUGAAGGUAAAUAAGGAGGAUGAUGACAAAAUGAGAACGACAGCUGCAAAUGUUGCUGCUCGUGCUGCUGUCGGAGGAGAUGAUACAUUUUUAAAAUGGCAAUUAAUGGCUGAAGCUCGUCAAAAAUCUGUAUCUGAAGGUGGUAAAGAUGGGAGUCAGAAAGCUACUUCAGGUGGAGGAAAGAACUCUAAGGACAGGCAAGAUGGUGGACGACGGUUUUCUGGAAAUGGUGGUCGAAGAGUAGGGAAAAACCAAGGUUCGUCUCCUCAACCAAAAGUGGUAAGGACAAUCACUGUGAAGGAUGUGGUUGCUGUUUUGGAGAGAGAGCCGCAGAUGUCCAAAUCCACUUUAAUGUAUCGAUUAAUUCAAUAGAAAAAGCAGAAUCAUUAUUUAUAAGCUUCUGAUGAUAAUUUAAUCGUCAAGGCCCAAGAGAUUUAUACCAUUGUGUCUGUUCUAUGGCCAUUUCAACCUCAAACGUCAAUUCAUAAUA